This is a messenger RNA of Rasamsonia emersonii CBS 393.64, 3576 nucleotides long. Its product is annotated as Kinesin family protein (BimC). The transcript has 5 exons. Lineage: Eukaryota; Fungi; Ascomycota; Eurotiomycetes; Eurotiales; Trichocomaceae. Gene Ontology annotation, biological process: mitotic spindle assembly; microtubule-based movement. Gene Ontology annotation, cellular component: spindle microtubule; nucleus. The record is from RefSeq and is a predicted model, not a curated record. Gene Ontology annotation, molecular function: plus-end-directed microtubule motor activity; ATP binding; microtubule binding. Bases 1 to 3576 code for a protein of 1191 amino acids.
AUGCCGGGCCAGCAACGGCCUGCCUCCGGGCCGGCGACGAGAAGAACCGCGAUCCGCCAGCCUUCGCGGCGUGUGGCCUCUGCGACAAUAGAACGCUCAGAGUCACCUGCUGAGCCCUUGAAGCCGGCGAACGCCAACCUGAUGCGCGUACAGAGAUCCCCGAGCACCCAGUCUGUUGCCGGUUCCAAGCGGAAAGAUAGAGAGUAUGAUCUCCCGACGAGUGAGGACACGAAUAUCCAUGUAGUUGUGCGCUGUCGAGGGCGCAAUGAGCGCGAGAUCAAGGAAAAUAGCGGCGUCGUUGUCGCGACAGAGGGUGUCAAAGGGAAGACCGUGGAACUGUCCAUGGGUCCCAAUGCCGUGAGCAACAAGACUUACCAUUUCGAUAAAGUCUUCUCGCCCGCGGCGGACCAAGCGAUUAUCUUUGAGGAUGUUGUCGCGCCCAUGCUGAACGAGAUGCUUUCUGGGUACAACUGUACCAUCUUUGCGUACGGCCAGACCGGAACGGGAAAGACAUAUACUAUGUCUGGAGACAUGAAUGAUACAUUGGGACUUCUCUCUGACAACGCAGGCAUAAUUCCCCGUGUGCUGUAUGCACUGUUCCGCAAGCUGGAAGAGACAGAACACACCGUGAAAUGUUCCUUUAUAGAACUGUAUAACGAGGAAUUGCGCGACCUCCUCUCACCUGAAGAGAAUUCGAAAUUGAAAAUAUAUGAAAACGAGCCCAAGAAAGGUAGCAGCAAUGGUAGCACCCUCGUGCAGGGCAUGGAGGAAACCUACAUCGAUUCUGCGUCUGCCGGAAUUAAGCUGCUGCAGACCGGAAGCCAUCGACGCCAGGUUGCUGCAACCAAGUGCAACGACUUGAGUUCCCGAAGCCACACCAUCUUUACCAUCACAACAUACGUGAAGCGAACCACGGAGGCAGGCGAGGAGUACAUCAGUUCCGGCAAACUGAACCUGGUCGACCUUGCAGGCAGUGAGAACAUUCAGCGAAGCGGAGCAGAUAAUAAACGUGCUGCUGAAGCAGGCCUCAUCAAUAAGAGUUUGCUGACAUUGGGGCGUGUGAUUAACGCCCUGGUGGACAAGAGCUCUCAUAUUCCGUACAGGGAGUCGAAACUCACGCGAUUGCUCCAAGAUUCUUUGGGAGGACAGACAAAGACCUGCAUUAUCGCUACGAUAUCACCGGCCCGAAGCAAUCUAGAAGAGACCAUCUCAACAUUGGACUAUGCGUUCAGGGCCAAGAACAUCCGCAACAAGCCGCAGAUAAACUCCACUAUGUCAAAGAAGACUCUCCUUCGUGAAUUUACUGCUGAAAUCGAAAAACUGAAGAGCGAGCUGAUCGCGACAAGGCAUCGAAAUGGUGUCUACCUCACGACUGAGGCAUAUGAAGAGCUGACAGUCGAAAGCGAGUCGCGUAGAAUUGUCACCGAAGAGCAGAGAGCGAAAAUUGAAACUAUGGAAGCCAGUCUUCGGAACAAAGUGCAGGAGCUUUUCACUCUGACGAGCAACUUCAACAACUUGAAGAAAGACAACGAGGAGACUCGUGCCAAAUUGGAGGAAACAAACGAUCUACUAGAGAAGACCGAGAUUGUCCUGCGGGAUACGAAACGUCAGCUCGAACAAGAGGAGAUGUUGCGUAAAGCCCACCAGGACACGGAAGAACAACUCUAUGGCAUCGGGACGGAACUGCUGUCAAAAUUGGACCAAACUGUGGAACAUGUAAACGGCUUGCACUCAAAAUUGCGUCGCAAGUCUGAUCUCCAUAAGUUGAAUCGUGAAACUUGGGAAGCCUCGACGGCAGACGUCAUCGAUGUGACCAAGCUUGUUGACGCCCGGAUGGAGGCUUUUCAGUCCCAGCACUCGAGUCUAGUUGCAGACUUGUCUAAGAAGAUCAGUCAAUUUGUUGCAUCGGAACUCGAUCAUGUGCAGUCCAACCAGUCGGAGCUAAACGAAUAUACGUCGCGGUUGGAUGAAGCGGAAACCAGAGCGAGCGAGCAAACCUCCAAGGCUCACGAUGAGAUGAAUGAGGUUCUUGAAGAAAUUAAGGUCCUGCGGGAGGAGGUCAAAGGGAAAGUAGGAGAGGGGCUGAACGGUUUGUCAGCAGCAGCAGAGCGGAUAUCCGAGGAGGUUAUUAGUGAAUUGACCGAGUUCCAUACAGAGCUCCGUUCUUCCUACACAUCUCUUAGGCAAGACUUCAAAGCCAUCUUUGAGAGAAUAAUGGAGCAUCUCGAGGCACAAAAAGCCGAAGUAAACGAGCUGCGAUCACAGCUCCAGGAAGCAAAUCGCCGGGCGAUGGAAGCCAACGAAGUAGCUUCGACCAGACUGCAGCAAGCUCUGGAGGAGGAGCGCGAAAAUGCUGAGGCUGACCGUGCGGAUCUUCUGUCCCAGAUUAAGCUAUUGAUAGAAGAUUCCGGACAGAAACAGGCCGCUCGUCUAAAGAGCCGAGUCGACGGCAUCACAUCAGACAUGGCGUCUUCCGGGGAGAUGUUAGAGCAAGCCAGCAACGUGUACCACGAGCGGAUGAAGGAGUGGACCCGUAGAGAGGAUCAACUUAUUGAGGAGGUAGCCAGCUCACGGGACACUAUCGAGAAUAGGAUGGAGAAAGAUUGGAAUAUUUUUGACGAGCGCAACGCAUCGAUCCAAAGGGCUACAGAGUCUGUCCACCAGGAGACUGUCCGGAUUGUGGAUGCUCAGAUGCAAGGCAUGGCUUCGCAGAUGGAAGCACUUGACGACUUCGUCACGAAAGCACGAUCUCAAAAUGGCCUCCAUCACGAGAGACAUCUGGACAAUCUAAAAGAACUCACCACAAGUGUGCGUGGGUCAUACGCGGCUCUGCAAGAUAGAUUUACCGGUCUCGGCAACCGUGUUCGUACCUUCCAGGAUGAUGUUCUCCCGCAAAAGGACGUCCUUGAGGAAUCUGUGGCACCAUUCUCUGAAGAUGUCCGGAACGCUCUCACGGAGCUUCGAACCAAUAUCGAGAAUGCACCGCUCAAGGAGUACAAGCCAACCGGUACGACUCCUCCAAGGACCAGCUAUGAGUAUCCUACCGUGCUGCCGCGAACGGAAUCACAUGAAACUUUGAUUGCGAAACUGAGACAGGCAAAGACGCCUGCUCUGUCGCCGCUGGAUGGAGAGGAGCCGGGGCCGCUGUUGGGAUCACCGUCGAAAACUCGGGUAUACAAUGACGCUGAGGAUGAGGUAGGGAAUCUCCAACCUACCACCACCGCAGUCACAUCAUCCAACACGGGACUUAGGGAGGUCGAUAUAAACGUCGUCGCGAGACCGCUCAACUCUAGCGCCAACUCCAGCUCUCCGGACUUGCCGGCCGGAUCGAAAUCCAGCCCUGAAAAAGCUAUCUCCCCCAUAGAAAAGGAUAACGAUAUGGAACCGCCACCUCUGAAGAAACAGCACCUUUCCACCCCGGCAACCACAGAGAGCAAGCUUCCCCAGAUCAUCACACGUCGGAUGGCUGCUGGGAUGCUGUCGGAUGGGCGGGAAAAUGCCAUGCCACUGAGUCUGCCAAGUGGUGGGGGACCUAACCAUGGACGGCGGCUAAGAAAUCGGCCCUCGUCCGGGUAG